CCUCCAUCUUCCUGUAGGGAGCAACAUCGAACCCUACACUAAACCACGAGGAAGACAUGCACUUCCGGUCAGGUCCGUCUGCUGUCACAACAGUUAGCUGCUUGAGUAGCUAACAACCACGAAUAAAGGCUAUUUGUGUCAAAAUGGAUGUGAGUCAGGCCAAGCAGGAACAUCUGCUCGCAUUAAAAGUGAUGCGACUAACCAAACCCACUCUCUUCACAAACCUGCCAGUGACAUGUGAAGAUCGAGACCUGCCAGGCGACUUGUUUGGUCAGCUCAUGCGGGGCGACCCAUCCACCAUCAAAGGCGCUGAGACGUUGAUGCUGGGCGAGAUGCUAACGCUACCUCAGAACUUUGGGAACAUUUUCCUGGGCGAGACCUUCUCCAGCUACAUCAGCGUGCACAACGACAGCAGUCAGGUGGUGAAGGACAUUCUGGUCAAGGCCGACCUCCAGACCAGCUCGCAAAGACUCAAUCUGUCGGCGUCCAACUCAGCCGUGGCUGAACUCAAACCUGAGUGCUGCAUCGAUGACGUCAUCCACCACGAGGUCAAAGAGAUCGGAACACACAUCCUGGUUUGCGCCGUCAGCUACACAACGCAGUUCGGAGAGAAGCUCUACUUUCGCAAGUUCUUUAAAUUCCAGGUCCUGAAGCCGCUGGACGUGAAGACAAAGUUCUACAACGCAGAGAGUGACCUGAGUUCUGUGACAGACGAGGUCUUCCUGGAGGCUCAGAUCCAGAACAUCACCACGUCGCCCAUGUUCAUGGAGAAGGUGUCUCUGGAACCUUCCAUGAUGUACAACGUGAGCGAGCUCAACACGGUCACGCGCGAAGACCGAGGUGUGUCGACGUUCGGGAAGAUGUCCUACCUGCAGCCCAUGGACACGCGGCAGUACCUCUACUGCCUGAAGCCCAAGCCCGAGUACGCCGAGAAGGCCGGUGUCAUCAAGGGCGUGACGGUGAUCGGGAAGCUGGACAUCGUGUGGAAGACCAACCUGGGGGAGAGAGGGCGGCUGCAGACCAGCCAGCUGCAGCGAAUGGCUCCAGGCUACGGAGACAUCCGGCUGUCCAUGGAGACAAUUCCAGACACGGUGAACCUUGAAGAACCGUUCGACAUCAGCUGUAAAAUCACAAACUGCAGUGAAAGGACCAUGGACCUGGUUCUGGACAUGUGCAACACGUCUUCCAUACACUGGUGCGGCGUGUCGGGCCGGGCCUUGGGGAAGCUCAGCCCCGCCGCCUCGCUCUCCCUUCCCCUCACACUGCUGUCGUCCAUGCAGGGUCUGCAGAGCGUUUCUGGCCUGAGACUGACAGACUCGUUUCUAAAGAGGACGUACGAAUACGACGACGUGGCUCAAGUGUGUGUGGUGUGUCCGCACCAUGGCAACCUGUCUUAGCUCCUUUUUAUCACUUUUUUAUUUUAGACGCUAACGGACCAACUGUGGACCUCACAAUGCAACACUUACAGAGGACGACGCUGGCUGUGUUUUAACUUUCAAAUGAAUGUGAAUAAUGCUGAAAAUAAUGAUGUACAUGUGAAUAAAUGUUAAUAAAAUCUCUUGAAAUGUUUCAACCAUGUUACGAAGCCCAUUGAUAUUUUGUGUGC
Dunckerocampus dactyliophorus (ringed pipefish) is the source of this 1606-nucleotide messenger RNA. It is a transcript of the gene trappc13, whose product is annotated as trafficking protein particle complex subunit 13. The transcript is spliced from 13 exons. The record is from RefSeq and is a predicted model, not a curated record. Lineage: Eukaryota; Metazoa; Chordata; Actinopteri; Syngnathiformes; Syngnathidae. Bases 144 to 1397 code for a protein of 417 amino acids. Gene Ontology annotation, cellular component: TRAPPIII protein complex.